GUUUCUCGGGCGCUCACUGUGAGAUUGACAUUGAUGAGUGUGACCCCGACCCGUGCCACUAUGGGACCUGCAAGGACAGCAUCGCCUCCUUCCCCUGCCUCUGCCGGCCUGGGCCCAACUGUGAGAUCAACCUGGAUGACUGCGCCAGCAGCCCCUGCGACUAUGGCAAGUGCAUUGACAAGAUCAACGGCUACGAGUGCACCUGCGAGCUGGGGUACACAGGGCGCAUGUGCAACAUCAACAUCGAUGAGUGCUCCAGCAACCCCUGCCACAACGGGGGCACGUGUAAGGAUGGCAUCAACGGCUUCACCUGCCUCUGCCCCGAGGGCUUCCAUGACCCAAAGUGCCUGUCCGAAGUGAAUGAGUGCAACAGCAACCCCUGCAUCCAUGGGAAAUGCCACGACGGGCUGAACGGCUACAGGUGUGACUGCGACCCAGGCUGGAGUGGGACGAACUGCGACAUCAACAAUAACGAGUGUGAAUCCAAUCCCUGCAUGAACGGUGGCACCUGCAAGGACAUGACCAGCGGCUACAUCUGCACAUGCAGGGAGGGCUUCAGCGGACCCAACUGUCAGACCAAUAUCAAUGAAUGUGCCUCCAACCCCUGCCUGAACCAGGGCACGUGCAUCGACGAUGUCGCUGGCUACACCUGCAACUGCCUCCUGCCCUACACAGGAGCCACCUGCGAGGACGUGCUGGCCCCCUGCGCUGGCAGCCCCUGCAAGAACGGCGGCGAGUGCCAGGAGUCGGAGGACUACAAGAGCUUCUCCUGCAGUUGCCCCCCUGGCUGGCAAGGUCAGACCUGCGAGAUCGACAUCAACGAGUGCGUGAAGAGCCCCUGCCGCAACGGGGCCACAUGCCAGAACACCAACGGGAGCUACCGCAGAGCGUGCCCCUGCCGGCCCGGCUCCCCCGGCCGCAACUGCGACACUGACAUCGAUGACUGCAAGUCCAAUCCGUGCCGCAACGGUGGCUCCUGCUCCGAUGGCAUCGGCACGUUCUUCUGCGAGUGCCUGGCUGGUUUCCGUGGGCCCAAGUGUGAGGAGGACAUCAACGAGUGCGCCAGCAACCCCUGCAAGAACGGUGCCAACUGCACCGACUGUGUCAACAGCUACACCUGCACGUGUCCCUCCGGCUUCAGUGGCAUCCACUGCGAGAACAACACUCCUGACUGCACAGAGAGCUCCUGCUUCAAUGGCGGGACCUGCGUGGAUGGCAUCAACACCUUCACCUGCGUGUGUCUGCCCGGCUUCACGGGCAGCUACUGUGAGCAUGACAUCAACGAGUGUGACUCCAAGCCAUGCCUGAACGGGGGCACGUGCCAGGACAGCUAUGGGACAUACAAGUGCACUUGCCCCCAGGGAUACACCGGGCUCAACUGCCAGAACCUGGUGCGUUGGUGUGACUCCUCUCCCUGCAAAAAUGGGGGCAAAUGCUGGCAGACCAACAACCUGUACCGCUGCGAGUGCAACAGCGGGUGGACAGGGCUCUACUGCGACGUCCCCAGCGUCUCCUGCGAGGUGGCUGCUAAGCAGCAAGGUAUCGACGUAGCACAUCUCUGCAGGAACUCGGGGCUCUGCGUGGACACUGGCAACACUCACUUCUGCCGCUGCCAGGCUGGCUACACUGGCAGCUACUGCGAGGAGCAGGUCGAUGAGUGCUCCCCCAACCCCUGCCAGAACGGAGCCACCUGCACAGACUACCUGGGAGGCUACUCCUGCGAGUGUGUGGCCGGUUAUCAUGGAGUUAACUGCUCAGAGGAGAUCAAUGAGUGCUUGUCCCACCCGUGCCAGAAUGGAGGAACCUGCAUCGAUCUCAUCAAUACCUACAAAUGCUCCUGCCCCAGAGGAACUCAAGGGGUGCACUGUGAGAUCAAUGUGGAUGACUGCAGCCCUUUCUUUGAUCCUGUCACCCUGGGGCCCAAGUGCUUUAACAAUGGCAAGUGCACGGAUCGGGUAGGUGGCUACAGCUGCAUCUGCCCCCCUGGCUUUGUAGGGGAGCGCUGCGAGGGAGAUGUCAAUGAGUGCCUGUCCAACCCCUGCGACGCCCGCGGCACCCAGAACUGCGUGCAGCGGGUCAAUGACUACAAAUGCGAGUGCCGGCCUGGCUACGCAGGCCGUCGCUGUGACACUGUGGUGGAUGGUUGUAAAGGCAAACCCUGCAGGAACGGUGGAACGUGCGCGGUUGCCAGCAACACCGGCCGUGGCUUCAUCUGCAAGUGCCCCCCGGGAUUCGUGGGUGCCACUUGCGAGAACGACUCCCGCACGUGCGGGAACCUGCACUGCCUGAACGGCGGCACCUGCAUCUCCAUCCACAAGAGCUCCAAGUGCAUGUGUGCGCCGGCCUUCACGGGCCCUGAGUGCCAGUACCCGGCCAGCAGCCCCUGCACGUCCAACCCCUGCUACAACGGUGGCACCUGCGAGUUCUUCAGCGAUGCCUCCCCCUACUACCGCUGCAACUGCCCCGCCAACUUCAACGGCCUCAACUGCCACAUCCUCGACUUCGACUUCCAAGGCGGGAUCGGGCAGGACAUCAUCCCACCCAAAAUCGAGGAGAAGUGUGAGAUCGCGGUGUGCACGGGGUACGCCGGCAACAAGAUCUGCGAUGGGAAAUGCAACAACCAUGCGUGUGGCUGGGAUGGGGGCGACUGCUCCCUCAACUUCAACGACCCCUGGAAGAACUGCUCCCAGUCCCUGCAGUGCUGGAAGUACUUCAACGAUGGCAAGUGUGACUCCCAGUGCAAUAACGCUGGCUGCCUCUAUGAUGGAUUUGACUGCCAGAAAUACGAAGGGCAGUGCAACCCUCUGUAUGAUCAGUACUGCAAAGAUCACUUCUCAGAUGGUCACUGUGACCAGGGCUGCAAUAACUUCGAGUGUGAAUGGGAUGGUUUGGACUGUGCAAACAACAUGCCAGAGAAGCUUGCCGAUGGCACGCUGGUGGUGGUGGUCCUCAUCACUCCUGAGAACCUGAAGAACAACUCUUUCAACUUCCUGCGGGAGCUGAGCCGUGUCCUGCACACCAACGUGGUCUUCAAGAAGAACCCCAAGGGAGAGUAUAUGAUCUUUCCAUACUAUGGCAAUGAGGAGGAGCUGAAAAAGCAUUACAUCAAGAGGUCAACAGAGGACUGGUCAGAUAUGUCUAGCGCUGUCAUCAACAAAGUAAAGAGCAGCCUGUACUCCAGGGCUGGCAGAAGGCAGAAGAGGGAGCUCGAUCAGAUGGACAUCAGAGGAUCCAUCGUCUACUUGGAAAUCGAUAACCGCCAGUGCAUCCAGUCAUCUUCCCAGUGCUUCCAGAGCGCCACUGAUGUGGCAGCAUUCCUGGGGGCCUUGGCCUCCCUUGGCAACCUGAACAUACCCUACAAAAUAGAAGCUGUUAAAAGUAAGUGCGGUGAAACAGCCGAGCCCACGAAGAACUCCCAGCUGUAUCCUAUGUACGUGGUGGUGGUGGCUGUGCUGGUCUUGCUUGCUUUCAUCGGAGUGGGAGUACUGGUGUCUCGUAAGCGGCGCAGGGAGCAUGGGCAGCUCUGGUUCCCUGAAGGCUUCAAAGUGACAGAGUCGAGCAAGAAGAAGCGACGAGAACCACUUGGGGAGGAUUCUGUUGGACUGAAGCCCCUCAAAAAUGCUUCAGAUGGCACGCUGAUGGAUGACAACCAAAAUGAGUGGGGUGAUGAGGAGACCUUGGACACCAAGAAGUUCAGGUUCGAGGAGCAGGCGAUGCUGCCUGACACAGACGACCAGACGGAUCACAGGCAGUGGACCCAGCAGCACCUGGAUGCUGCAGACCUGCGCAUAUCCUCCAUGGCACCUACCCCACCGCAGGGAGAGAUCGAUGCGGACUGCAUGGACGUCAAUGUCAGAGGUCCUGAUGGCUUCACCCCGCUCAUGAUCGCCUCAUGCAGUGGAGGAGGGCUGGAGACGGGCAACAGUGAAGAGGAGGACGAUGCUCCCGCCGUCAUCUCGGACUUCAUUUACCAAGGCGCCAGCUUGCACAACCAGACUGACCGCACCGGCGAGACGGCGCUUCACCUGGCUGCCCGGUACUCCCGCUCGGACGCUGCCAAGCGCCUGCUGGAAGCCAGCGCCGAUGCAAACAUCCAGGAUAACAUGGGCAGGACGCCCCUGCACGCCGCCGUCUCUGCCGAUGCCCAGGGAGUCUUCCAGAUCCUGAUAAGGAACAGGGCAACAGAUCUCGAUGCCCGAAUGCAUGACGGGACCACUCCUCUGAUCCUGGCUGCUCGCUUGGCUGUGGAGGGCAUGCUGGAUGAUCUCAUCAACUGCCAUGCAGACGUCAAUGCCGUGGAUGAUCUAGGCAAGUCAGCACUGCACUGGGCAGCUGCUGUGAACAAUGUUGAAGCUGCAGUAGUCCUCCUGAAGAAUGGUGCCAAUAAGGAUAUGCAGAACAAUAAGGAGGAGACCCCACUGUUCCUCGCAGCCAGAGAAGGGAGCUACGAAACCGCCAAGGUCCUGCUGGACCAUUUUGCCAACCGGGACAUCACGGACCACAUGGACCGGCUCCCGCGGGACAUCGCGCAGGAGCGCAUGCACCACGACAUCGUGAGGCUGCUGGAUGAGUACAACCUGGUGCGGAGCCCACCGCUGCACAACGGCCCGCUGGGAGCACCCACGCUGUCCCCACCGCUCUGCUCGCCCAACAGCUACAUCAGCAACCUGAAGCCUGCCGUGCAGGGCAAGAAGGCCAGGAAGCCGAGUACCAAGGGCCUGAGCUGCAAUGGCAAGGAUGCCAAAGACCUCAAAGCCCGGAGGAAAAAGUCACAAGAUGGAAAAGGAUGUCUGCUUGACAACUCCAGUGUGUUGUCUCCGGUGGACUCCCUGGAGUCGCCCCAUGGGUACCUGUCGGAUGUCGCCUCUCCUCCGCUGAUGACCUCUCCGUUUCAGCAGUCCCCUUCCAUGCCUCUGAACCAUCUGCCAGGCAUGCCUGAUGCCCACAUGAGCAUCAAUCACCUCAACAUGGCGGGGAAGCAGGAUAUGGCCAUGGGAAGCUCCAGCAGGAUGGGCUUCGAUGCGGUGCCGCCGCGCCUCUCCCACCUCCCGGUCUCCAGCCCCAGCACCGUGAUGAGCAAUGCCCCAAUGAGUUUCUCUGUUGGCGGGGCGUCUGGGCUGAACGGGCAGUGUGACUGGCUCACCAGGCUGCAGAACGGCAUGGUCCAGAACCAGUACAACCCCAUGAGAGGCAACAUGCAACCCGGGGCGCAUCAGCAGACGCAGAACCUUCAGCACGGCAUGAUGACCUCCCUGCACAACGGCUUUUCCCCGCCGCCGCAGCAGCACCACAACCCCAGCUCCAACGCGAGCGGCCACAUGGGCCAGAAUUUCCUUGGUACGGAGCUGAGCCAGCCCGACAUGCAGCCGGUGAGCAGCAGCACCAUGGCGGUGCACACCAUCCUGCCGCAGGAUUCCCAGAUGCUGCCCACGUCUCUGCCGUCCUCCCUCGCCCAGCCCAUGACCACCACGCAGUUUCUAACUCCACCUUCCCAGCACAGUUAUUCCUCCCCCUUGGACAACACCCCCAGCCACCAGCUCCAGGUGCCCGACCACCCUUUCCUAACGCCAUCUCCGGAGUCUCCGGACCAGUGGUCCAGCUCGUCUCCUCACUCCAACGUGUCCGACUGGUCCGAGGGCAUCUCCAGCCCUCCCACAAGUAUGCAGUCACAGAUGGGACACAUCCCCGAAGCCUUCAAGUGA
Nestor notabilis (Kea) is the source of this 5702-nucleotide messenger RNA. RefSeq names its product notch 1 (gene NOTCH1). Gene Ontology annotation, cellular component: membrane. The transcript is spliced from 25 exons. The record is from RefSeq and is a predicted model, not a curated record. The annotation marks the transcript as partial. Gene Ontology annotation, biological process: regulation of developmental process; Notch signaling pathway; regulation of DNA-templated transcription. Gene Ontology annotation, molecular function: Notch binding; signaling receptor activity; calcium ion binding. Lineage: Eukaryota; Metazoa; Chordata; Aves; Psittaciformes; Psittacidae.